CGCCCCUCCGACGCCGGCGCGCCGCCCGGGAGGCCUGCUACUUCGCAGUGUGAAGGCCUUGGCCGCGCCGGGCCGGGGCGGGUGGGGAGGGUCGCGGCUCGAGUCCUUGCGUCCCCGCCGCCGUCCAGGUGUUUGUCCCACCCCCGCGGGCGCGGCCGUUACGGGCGGCGCGGCCCCGGCGCGCGCGGCGAAUCUGCGUCUCCGAAUCACCGGGCGCAGGGCCUCGCGAGACCUGCGAGGCCUGGGUGGGCGGCUGGGCCUGGGCGGGCGGCUCCGGCGGCUCCGGCGGCGUGGGAGGCUUCGGGCCGGGCACCCGCGGUCGCCGGCAUGACGGGCCGCGUGUGCCGCGGCUGCGGCGGCACGGACAUCGAGCUGGACGCGGCGCGCGGGGACGCGGUGUGCACCGCCUGCGGCUCGGUGCUGGAGGACAACAUCAUCGUGUCCGAGGUGCAGUUCGUGGAGAGCAGUGGCGGCGGCUCCUCGGCCGUGGGCCAGUUCGUGUCCCUGGACGGUGCUGGCAAAACCCCGACUCUGGGCGGCGGCUUCCACGUGAAUCUGGGGAAGGAGUCAAGAGCGCAGACCCUGCAGAACGGGCGGCGCCACAUCCACCACCUGGGGAACCAGCUGCAGCUGAACCAGCACUGCCUGGACACCGCCUUCAACUUCUUCAAGAUGGCUGUGAGCCGGCACCUGACCCGUGGCCGGAAGAUGGCCCACGUGAUCGCUGCCUGCCUCUACCUGGUCUGCCGCACGGAGGGCACGCCGCACAUGCUCCUGGACCUCAGCGACCUGCUCCAGGUGAAUGUGUACGUGCUGGGAAAGACGUUUCUUCUCUUGGCAAGAGAGCUCUGCAUCAAUGCACCGGCCAUAGACCCGUGCCUGUACAUUCCACGCUUUGCGCACCUGCUGGAAUUCGGGGAGAAGAACCAUGAGGUGUCCAUGACGGCCCUGCGGCUCCUGCAGAGAAUGAAGCGGGACUGGAUGCACACAGGCCGGCGCCCCUCGGGCCUCUGUGGAGCAGCCCUCCUCGUUGCAGCCAGAAUGCAUGACUUCAGGAGGACCGUGAAAGAGGUCAUCAGCGUGGUCAAAGUGUGUGAGUCCACACUGCGGAAGAGGCUCACGGAAUUUGAAGACACCCCCACCAGUCAGCUGACCAUUGAUGAGUUCAUGAAAAUUGACUUGGAGGAGGAAUGUGAUCCACCUUCAUACACAGCUGGCCAGAGGAAGCUGCGGAUGAAGCAGCUUGAACAAGUCCUGUCAAAAAAACUGGAGGAGGUUGAAGGUGAAAUAUCCAGUUACCAGGAUGCAAUUGAGAUUGAACUGGAAAGCAGCCGACCAAAGGCCAAGGGGGGCCUGGCCAGCCUGGCAAAAGAUGGCUCUGUCGAGGACACCGCAUCCAGCUUGUGUGGCGAGGAGGACACGGAGGACGAGGAGUUGGAGGCUGCGGCCAGCCACCUGAACAAGGACUUAUACCGGGAGCUCCUGGGUGCCACACCCGGCAGCUCGGAAGCCGCAGGAAGCCCCCAGGGGAGUGGCAGACCCCCGGCCCUGCAGUCCCUGCUGGACCCCCUGCCCACGGCGGCCAGCCUGGGCAUCUCAGACUCCAUCCGAGAAUGUAUCUCCUCCCAGAGCAGCGACCCCAAAGAUGCUUCGGGAGACGGGGAGCUGGACCUCAGCGGCAUCGACGACCUGGAGAUUGACAGGUACAUCCUGAAUGAGUCGGAAGCCCGCGUGAAGGCCGAGCUGUGGAUGAGGGAGAAUGCUGAGUACCUGCGGGAGCAGAGGGAAAAAGAAGCAAGAAUAGCCAAAGAGAAGGAACUCGGCAUUUACAAGGAGCACAAGCCCAAGAAGUCUUGCAAGCGACGGGAGCCAAUCCAGGCCAGCACAGCCAGAGAAGCCAUCGAGAAGAUGCUGGAGCAGAAGAAGAUCUCCAGCAAGAUCAACUACAGCGUGCUGCGGGGCCUCAGCAGCGCCGGUGGGGGCAGCCCGCACAGGGAGGAUGCCCGGCCCCAGCACAGCGGCAGCGCCAGGAAGCUGUCACGAAGGAGGACGCCAGCCAGCACAAGUGCAGCUGACCCUGUGACCAGUAUGGGGAAAAGGUUGAGGCCUCUGGUGUCUACACAGCCAGCAAAGAAGGCAGCCACUGGAGAGGGUUUGCUCCCGAGCUCCCCCGCCCUUGGAGCUGAGCCUGCCAGGCCCCAGGCAGUCCUGGUGGAGAGCGGACCCGUGUCGUACCACGCUGAUGAGGAGGCUGAGGAGGAGGAACCCGACGAGGAGGACGGAGAACUGUGCGUCAGCGCCCUGCAGAUGAUGGGCGGCGAUGACUACGGCUGUGACGUCGACGAGGACGACGGCUACUGAAGCGCAGCCUCCAGGCAGGUGGCGUCCUGGGUGACCUCUCGGGUCUCCUCCGCGUCAGGUGGACCUCCAGGGCCACAGCAGGCAGGCUCUAGUGCCGAGAUUCCUGGUGACAGGUGGCGCCUGCCCCGUGGCCCUCGUCCCACGUGGACCUCUCCAUUGGGAUGGUGUUUCUCUCUGGCAAGGGGAACCCGACCAAGUGUCUGCGUGUGUCUGUUCAACUGUGGGCUGGGCGUUCCCAGAGCUGGGUCCUGCUGCCUGCCAUCGACUCCCCCAAGGAUCCUCGAAGGCUGGCACUGUGGCAUUGCUACUGUAAGGAAACAGCCAAGCAGCCCCACCGCUGGUCCAGGUGCGUGUGGAGGGCUGCGUGUGCUGACUGCAACUCAGGAGCUGCUCUGGAGCCCCCAAGCCCACCCUCCGCACUGUCCCCUCCCGAGCAACACUGCGCCAGCGCCCUCUGCCAGAGAGGAAGCUGGAGCCCUGCUGUGUCCAGCACGGCAGUGGGAGCUGAAGGUUUAGCACUUGAGAGGCGGUAGCUCUCCCCGGCCACGUUGUCUGAAGGUCCUUUGCCUCCAGCUGUGGCCCUGCAUCCAGAUCCCGGCCUCCUCCGAGGCAGACACCCCACCCUGCCUUCUUCAGGCCCUCUCCCCUCCCUACUGCCUGCACCGCCCAGAGAAGCAUGGAGGACAGAAAAGGGGGUCAGACCCUGCUCCAGGCCCACCUGAGUUGUGUGCCCGGGAGCCCCGCAGCUGCCAGCAGGUGAGCUGAGUGCUCCACAGCUGAGACCGGUGUCCCGGCUGCCCUGUGCAUAGCUCUGCAGGUGGUGCGGGCGCAGCCUGCAUAGUGUCCUGGCGCUGGGGGUGCCCUGUGGACAGAGCCAGAGCUGUCCAGAAAGCAGUGGCGUUCCCUGUUGGAGCUGGAUCAGGUCCCCCCCAUCCAGGAGGGGGGCAAGUGGAGGCCUGAGAGCCUCCCAGCGCCAGGUCUUCUCAUGUAAAGGCCCCAGUACCACCCAUAGGAGGUCUCAGCUCUGGGACCUUCUGAAUAUGACUGAGGAGGGGGCUUCACCCUGUGCCCCUAGGAGAGGGUGGCCUUGAGGCAGAGCUGUGCUGCACUGACCCCCGGGGGCCUCAGGCUCCGCAUGGAAUGGGCUGUGUAUCCUGCCUUCACUUGGCCCGAAGCAGGCUAGACCCCCUACCCUUGCCCAGAGCUCAGCAGCCAGCCUGGUUCCUGCCAGAGUGUCUUAAUGGCUCAGGAGAAGACUAGAUUUAGUAAAGCAGAAAACGUGUUACUUGACAGAAA
Callithrix jacchus (white-tufted-ear marmoset) is the source of this 3657-nucleotide messenger RNA. It is a transcript of the gene BRF1, whose product is annotated as BRF1 general transcription factor IIIB subunit. The record is from RefSeq and is a predicted model, not a curated record. Gene Ontology annotation, molecular function: RNA polymerase III type 3 promoter sequence-specific DNA binding; RNA polymerase III general transcription initiation factor activity; TBP-class protein binding. Gene Ontology annotation, biological process: DNA-templated transcription initiation; transcription preinitiation complex assembly; transcription by RNA polymerase III. Lineage: Eukaryota; Metazoa; Chordata; Mammalia; Primates; Cebidae. Gene Ontology annotation, cellular component: transcription factor TFIIIB complex; transcription preinitiation complex; nucleus.